This is a messenger RNA of Lactuca saligna, 294 nucleotides long. Lineage: Eukaryota; Viridiplantae; Streptophyta; Magnoliopsida; Asterales; Asteraceae. The record is from the annotation of a GenBank genome assembly.
AUGAAAUCUGUUCCUUUCACAAGAGAGAUUUCUCUUUCUUCUUUAUACCAGGCGGUGGAUGCUCUCUCUAUGGACUUGUUGCGAUGGAUUCUUGUGUUUGAUCAUGUGAAGAGCAUAACGGUGACAACAGCUUUGCAACAUCCGUAUAUGGCGGGUUUGUUUGAUCCGAUCCAAAACCCAGGUGGCCAUCAUAGAAAUUGGAACCGAGAGGAAGCGAUAAUCUAUGGUGAGAGUUUGGAAGAGUGCAAAACUUUUGGUUUAGAAACGAAGGUGGUUUGGGGAGAUGAUUUGUGA